AUGACACCACCUCCAUUUCCACAUCCAACUCCACCACUUGCACCACCACAUUUACUACAUCCACAACCACCACCACCACAACCACCACAUCCUCCUCCUCCUCAUCCUUUGCCACCACCUCCUCCUCAUUCACCAGCACUGCCACCACCACCACCACCACCACCUCCACCUCCACCUCCACCACCACCACCUCCACAACUGCCAUCCCCACCACCACAACCACCAACUCCGCCUUCAUCUCCACCACCAACUCCACUCCAUCACUACCACUACCACCACAUAAUUAGUGCAUAA
This is a messenger RNA of Prunus armeniaca (apricot), 294 nucleotides long. Lineage: Eukaryota; Viridiplantae; Streptophyta; Magnoliopsida; Rosales; Rosaceae. The record is from the annotation of a GenBank genome assembly.